UAGCUGAAGCCAGUUACCAUGAGGGCAGCAACGUCUCAAGUCAAGCAGCUUAUCUUACUGUUCAUCGUUUGUGGGGCACUGGGCGGCAGCCACGCCUACGACGUGCCCAAGGUGACUGUCAAGGUGAACAGUCCAAAGGGUUUCGAGGUCUCUGUGCCAGACGAGCAGGGCAUUUCACUGUUCGCCUUCCAUGGCAAACUCAAUGCAGAAAUGGAAGAUCUGAGCGAUCAGACCUGGGCCACCGAUAUCGUCACUGCGCGCAAUGGACGCUGGACAUAUAUUAAUCGGCUGCAAAAGCUCCAGCCAGGCGAUAUACUCUACUACUGGGUUACUGUCCGAUACAAUGGCCUGGACUAUCAUGCAUAUAACCAGAGUUAUCAGAUUCAUAAUUGUUCUCCACUCACCAACGAUCGCAUCACGAUGACUACAUCAUUGCCAACCACAAUGGAGGCAAUAAAUCAAUAAUUGUUAAUUUAAAUGCAAUAAAACUGUGUUUACUUGUUCAAA
This is a messenger RNA of Drosophila hydei, 507 nucleotides long. Its product is annotated as gram-negative bacteria-binding protein 3. The transcript has 2 exons. Lineage: Eukaryota; Metazoa; Arthropoda; Insecta; Diptera; Drosophilidae. Gene Ontology annotation, molecular function: carbohydrate binding. The record is from RefSeq and is a predicted model, not a curated record. The coding region runs from base 19 to 465 and encodes 148 amino acids.